AUGGGCAAAGAGGGUGUCAGAGAGAGGAUCCGCACUCUGCUGGAUCCGCAGCCGUCUAUGCCUAGGAAGGCAGCGGCCGAGGCAGCUUCAGACUCUGAUAGCAUUGUCUGCUUGAUUGAAAAAGAACCAAGGAGACCGCAGAAGAUUGAGGCGGCCCAGUUGCCAUACAACGGUUUGUCCAGUCCUCCCUCUUCUUGA
Messenger RNA from Aspergillus nidulans FGSC A4, 198 nucleotides. RefSeq lists its product as uncharacterized. Bases 1 to 198 code for a protein of 65 amino acids. Lineage: Eukaryota; Fungi; Ascomycota; Eurotiomycetes; Eurotiales; Aspergillaceae. The transcript is spliced from 2 exons. The record is from RefSeq and is a predicted model, not a curated record.